Messenger RNA from Leptopilina boulardi, 6322 nucleotides. RefSeq names its product membrane-associated guanylate kinase, WW and PDZ domain-containing protein 1-like. The transcript is spliced from 10 exons. Gene Ontology annotation, biological process: signal transduction. Gene Ontology annotation, molecular function: protein binding. The record is from RefSeq and is a predicted model, not a curated record. The coding region runs from base 207 to 3245 and encodes 1012 amino acids. Lineage: Eukaryota; Metazoa; Arthropoda; Insecta; Hymenoptera; Figitidae. Gene Ontology annotation, cellular component: cytoplasm.
AUGGCGGAGAUUGUGUAUGAUAUGUGAGAAAUAGACGGAAGUUUUUUUCUUAUAUACGACUCAAUCGUAAGAGUCUCUAUGGUCCUUUGAAAUAAUUAUGUUCUAUACAAAAUUCUUGUGUGUAUGAUUCAGUGCCGAAAUAUUUUAUAUAGUAUGCGAUGGUUAGUGAGAAAAAUCUAUAAUUUUGCAACAAAAUACUAGAAGUUAUGCAAAUGUUUCCAAAAAUGGCAACUAAGACUGAUAAUUCGAAACCUAUUGACAAGCAAAAUGAAGAAAACAAUAUGGAUAAAGAAAUAUUGACACUUGGUGGUCCAGAAAAUACUGGUCGUUGUGUUCCACCGAAUUAUUUAUACAGUACAGGAUCGGAACAGGGACCAGGUGGUUUGGAUCAUGAACUUAGAAAUCGGGCUCGUAAUAAUGCAACUGAAGAUCAAUUAGGACCUCUUCCGUCUAAUUGGGAAAAGGCUUAUACAGAUUCUGGAGAAAUUUAUUUUAUAGAUCAUAAUACAGGAACUUCUCACUGGCUUGAUCCACGUUUAUCGAAAUUUCAAAAACAAUCUCUCGAAGAGUGCCUUGAUGAUGAACUGCCUUAUGGUUGGGAAAAAAUUGACGAUACACUAUAUGGUACUUAUUUUAUUGAUCAUGUAAAUCGUCGAACUCAAUAUGAAAAUCCAGUGUUGCAAGCAAAACGUGCUCAACAAAAUUUAUCAGAAAGAAAAAGUCCAAAUUUCACACGUAAUCCGGAGAAAUUAAAAGGACAAAAAAUUCGUACAUCACUUAUUAAAAGUUCACGUGGCCUUGGUUUUACAAUUGUUGGUGGCGAUGAUUCUGUGGAGGAAUUUUUACAAAUAAAAAGCGUUGUACCAAAUGGACCCGCAUGGCUUGAUGGAAAAUUACAAACUGGUGAUGUACUGGUGUAUGUUAAUGACACUUGUGUAUUAGGAUUUACACACAAUGAAAUGGUGAAUGUAUUUAAAUCAAUUAGCACUGGAGACACAGUUUCAUUGGAAGUUUGCCGAGGAUAUCCUUUGCCCUUUGAUCCUAAUGAUCCUAACACAGAAGUUGUUACUACCAUCGCUGUAAAUGCACCAGCAGAUCUUUCAAGUGAAGAUCCUGGAAUGUACAUGGACCUAGAUCCAGGAAUGCAAUCAGUAGGUCGUUUUAAUUUCAUGGACACUUCAUUUCUUCCCGUGAACAAUAUGCAAAAUGGUGAAAAUUUAGCAACAACUUCAGUAAAUUCAAUGCCUGAUCUUUGUAUUUCCGAUAAAAUUAAUACAAUUAAACGACCAAGUAGCACGGAUAUUCUUUUAUCCGAAACUGGAGAUUUAAGCGAUCGUAAAGAAUCUCCAUUGCCAUCAAAACCAGAAUUUCUCACCAUUCCGGUAGUUAAAGGUGUGAUGGGUUUUGGAUUUACAAUAGCCGAUUCAGCACAGGGUCAAAAAGUGAAAAAAAUUUUAGAUGGACUUCGUUGUAAACGAUUAAUGGAGGGCGAUAUUCUUGUUAAUAUAAAUGAUAUUAAUGUGAGAAAUAUGUGCCAUUCAGAGGUGGUUAAUGUUCUAAAAGAUUGUCCACGUAAUCAAGAAGCAUUAAUUUACGUUCAACGAAUAUUAUCAACAAAAUCAAAGGAGAAAAAAGAAAAAAAUCCACACGAUUUUUUUAGAAGUAAAACACCAACUGCCGAUAUUUAUAGUACACAAACGAAAACAGUAAUACCAACACGGCCAAAAACACCAUUAAUUGAUACAAGAACACAUCUUAAAUCACCCGACGAUAUGAGAAGAGAAAAUUGGAAUGAACUGCCAAAUGAAAAUGAUAUGAAUCCACUUGAUAAUAGAUUUAAAUAUUCAGAUUAUAAUCAUGGCGUUUAUUAUACAGAUCCAUAUAAAUCGAAUAUAAGUAGUUUGGCUGAUAAUUUUACAACAAUGACUAAUUUGGAUGAUGAGAGAAAUGCAAUGAAACGAGAAUGGGUAGCAGCUAAUAAAUUUAAUAUAAGCAAUGAAGUUUAUUCCGUUAAUUCGCCACACGUUGAAAAUAUUAAACAAAAUGGUGGUGAUUAUUACAAGGAUCUCUAUGCUGUUCAAACACAUUCCCAAUAUAGUGAACAGGAUUUUAAUUCAUAUGCAAUUGGACAAGAACAAAAUGUCGAUACUGGGGAAAUUUGGGAUAAGAGAAAAGAGACUACAAGUUUUGAACACGAACAACCACAUUCCAGUUCUAUACCACGGUAUCCACAAUAUAAUAGUGAUGUGGUGUGUCCGACAAUACCAGAUAUUGAAUGGAUUGAGACACUAGUGACUUUAGUUAGACAAGACACUGGCUUUGGAUUUAGAAUAGUUGGAGGUACUGAAGAAGGAUCUCAGCAGGUUUCCGUUGGUCACAUUGUACCGGGAGGUGCAGCUGAUUUAGACAAUCGACUAAACACCGGUGAUUUAAUAAUGUCUGUCGAUGGUGAAAGUGUGAUGAAUUCAUCACAUCGUCACGUAGUUCAAUUAAUGAUAGCCGCUGCACAAAAUGGUGUUGUCACAUUGGGUAUACGGCGACGUAUCAAUAUUCAAGAACAUUUACGUGAUAAUUUACAAUCAUCAUAUGGAGGACAAAUGAAUCAGCAAUAUCCUUACGAUGUCACUGUGAAUAGAAUGGAAAAUGAAGGUUUUGGUUUUGUGAUAAUUUCAUCAGUCAAUAAAGCUGGUUCAACAAUUGGUAGAAUUAUUGAAGGUUCACCAGCUGAAAGAUGUGGAAGAUUAAAUAUUGGCGAUCAUAUACUUGCCGUUAAUCAUGUUGAUAUUACCAAUGUCUGUCAUAAGGAUAUUGUCAAUUUAAUUAAAGAUUCGGGAUAUUCAGUAACAUUGACUAUUGGUUAUCCAUUGGAUGAUUGUUGCGUUAGUCCAUCUCCUCUUAAGGAUGAAUCUGCAGCUGAUGGAGAUGGAGGACAAUAUCAUGCCGUCGAAUUAACUAGAGGAACACGAGGUUUUGGUUUUAGUAUUCGUGGAGGACGCGAAUUUCAAAAUAUGCCAUUAUUUGUUUUACAAAUCGCAGAGAAUGGUCCAGCAUCUGUAGACAACAGACUCAGAGUUGGCGAUCAAAUUAUUGAAAUCAAUGGCAUCAAUACUAAAAAUAUGACGCACACUGAAGCAAUUGAAAUUAUACGAAAUGGUGGUCCAUCUGUUCGUCUAUUGGUUCGUCGUGGUUGUCAAAUGCCUUCCGUGGUGGGUGCUUCUUCUCAUCUUUACGAUAUGAAUAUUUGAAGGUAAAAUAAUAUUUUUUUUUUGAAAUUAUAAUCACACCAUCGUUAAAUUCUUUUACUACUUAAAGAAUAAUAAAUCCUCGAUAAAAUCUUGGUGCUGAGGAAUAUAUAUAUAUAUAUAUUUUAAAAAUAACACGUUUUCCAUAAAAAUAAUAUUAAUAAUUACAAUAUUAAUCAAUAUUUUUAAUUAUUAUUCUUAUUGAAAAAUAACUUAUUUAAUAACUUGUUAUUUUAACCAUAUUAUAAUAAUGUUAAAUCAAUAUAGGUAAAAAUUUGUUAUCGAUCAAAAUGCAAAUCUCAUUGUCAUUAAAAUUAAAUAUAGAGUAGAUAAAAGCGAAGAGAAAAAAAAAUCACAAUACUUUUUCUAUAAAGUAAUAAUAAUUUAUUGUACAUUGAAGUUUGUUUACAAAAAAUAUUUCUUACGGUAUCAAAUUUGAUAUUUAUAAAGAAAGAAAAAGUUUUUCUUUUCGCUGCGUAGUCUACUCUAUCUAAUAUGAUAGCGUAAAAUUUUGCGACAUAUUUGCGAUAAGCGAAUAUUAUUUAUAAUUAAUAAUCUGCGCAGUAAUUUUCUAUAUCUAUAUGUGAAAGAAAUUUUUAAUAAUCUAUCCUAGUGAGUUGGUAAUAAUUUGUGAGAAAAUAAAAAUAUCAAGAACAUCGCAAAUUUGUCGCAAUAUUUUUGCUAUUCUGAUUGGUAUUAAAAUAUCGUUCAAUUAAAAAACGAUUUUUUAAAAAAAAUGGUAUUGCUCAAAGGUCUGAAAUACUAAUAAAAAUAAGUAGGUAAUUCAACUUUUAUAAUUUUAUACAGAUUUUUAAAUCACAUCAGCUUUUAAAAAACUUCUUUUUCAAUAUUUAUAAUAGGCACAAUUUUUAUCAGCCAACUAUUUAAUAAUCUUAUAUACAUUUUUAAAUAUUUAAUUCCAUAAAUAACCAAAUAUAGACAAUAAAAAUAAUCGUCUGAUGAAAAAAAAAAAAAAAAAUUAUUAGCUAAUUGAACGUAUUUUGAAAUUUAAUGUCUUUCAACGUAUAUAUAAUAAUUUAAAAAUAAUUUUAAAUUAGAUGACACUUUCUUUACGCUUGCUUUGACAAUGCUUAUAUAGAUUAUAAUGUUUUUAAUUCAUCAAUUUGGUGAGCUUUGUAUAUUAUUUACCGUAACAGUCAAAUUAACCUUUUUUUGAACAAAAAAAAAAAAAAAUGUGAUAGAGAAACAGGCAAAUAAUACAAAACAUAGUGCCUUGCACGUGUUCAAUAUUUUUUAAGAGAAAAAAAAUGCAUUUUUGAGGCUGUAAGAACAAUUUUUGAAUUUUUUAUAUUUUAAAAUUUUUUGUCUGUGGUACAAAGCUGAACCAUUCCAUGAAUGAUUUUAAUACUCAUGUGAGAAUAAUAAUUUCUCAAUUUUUUUUUUAUUUUUGAUUUGCAUUACUUUUAAGUUAUAUACUUAUUUUUUUUUAUUAAUAUGAGAUAAUGCGUUAAAUAAUUAUUUUCAUUGAAAUUCGAAGCCGUUCAAGUAUUAUAUAUAACUCGCUUUUUAGGGAAAAGGGGACAUAAUAAUAAUAAUGGAACAUUUUUUUUUUUUAAAUGCACGACGUGUUCCAUAUGUCAGUGUUACGAAUAUUAAAAUGUCACUUAAAAGGGGAUCAAUUUUUUAUUAUUAUAAUAUAGUAAGUAACGCAAUGCUUGAAUGUCUUCUUAUUGAUUUAAUAAAAAUAAUAAUAUUAAUAAAAAUAGAUAAUAAUACAAAUAACAAUAAUAAUAAACUAAAUAUAAGAAUAACAAUAAUACACGUUCUCCAAAGCAAAUUAUACGUAUAAAUAUUCGAUAUAGAAUUCUCAUUUUUUAAUAAUUAACAUUUUUUUUAGAAAUAAGACUAAGAUUUUAAAUUAGUUAAACCUUUUUCCGAUAUUUAUUUUAAAUCAACGAAUUAGUUUUUUUUUAAUCUUUAGAGAUAUAGAAAAAUUUUUUAUCAGAAAACUCAUUGACUAUAUAAAUUUUAAUUUUUUUUUUUAUUUACAAAAUUUAUUUAAGAAAAAAAAGUUCUCAAAAAGGUGUUACUUUCUUCCAAUAUAAAAAAGGUAUUCCUAAUUUAAAAUCCAAAUUAGAAGCAUACUUAAAAUAAAAAAAAGUAAAUUGCAUAUUUAAAUAAUAGUUCAAGUCAAGUUAAAAAAAAAAUAAUACUAAAGUACUUUUCAUAAUGUAUAUUUUAGUGUAUUAUUAUAAUAUAGUUAUCAUUUAUUUUUUAUAAGGUGAAAUGUAUUAUUUUUUUCCUCUAGAUUUAUUAAUUAAAAUCUUGUUAAAACGCUCAUAAACGCAUUCUCGUUGAAUCGUUUAGUAAAUAUAUAAUAUAAAAAUCAAGCUCAAUUUCGUCGCUUUUCUCAUUAAUCAAUUUCACUAGAGUUUACUCUAGUAAAACAUCUUUUUCUCACUAUUAAUUAUAGAGAUUAAUUAGAGCUGUGCAAAAGUUCGAAUUUUGUAUGGGCUCUGAUCGAAUAUUCGAUUCGAGCCCAUGUUAAUUCUUAUGGAGCGGUUCGAAUUUUAAAAACUUGCACAGCUCUAAGAUUAAUAGUAAAUUUUGUAUAAACAUAAAUAAUUGGAUAGUUUUUAUUUUUAACACAAAUAAAACAAAAAUCAAAACAAAAGUCAAAUAAUUAAAUACAUAAUUUAAAACUACUUUUAAUUAUUUUAAGCUUCAAUAUAGAAUAUUAUAAAAUUUGGAUUAUUUUUUUUUGUAUUCAUAUAAAAAGCCUAUUUCUUUUUUAUACUAAAAAAAAAUAUUGAAUCUUAUUCCGUUUUUGUUGUUCAUUUACAGAGUAAAAAAAAUGUAUUGUAAUUAUUAUUAUGUAGAUGCUUAAAUUAAGUGCUGUAACGACCAAAGAUGUGCCCUUCAGCAGCUUAAUAUAAAUAUGUAAUUAUAAAUUUUUGAGACUUAAAUAGCUUAACAACGCAAAUAAAAAAUUGCUUUACUUAUACUUUAAAACGAGAAGAGUGACUCAAAGAGCUUUUUUUUUUUAGCAAUAUAAGCUCGUACUCCUAAUAAUUGUACGAUCACGUGUGAUAAUUAAUAAAAAAAAAAAAAAAAAAAAA